GACUAGAACCAUGGCGGAAGAAGGAGGUGCAGCGACAUCUGCAGAAAAUGAAGAAAACUUAAACUCAAACGAGUCCCGUAAGUUCUCCCAGGAUCUCAAGAGGGCUCUAGUCACCAGUGUCCUAAACCUAGAGACACUUGAUGUAGACUUGUACCGAGGGACACAUCAUUGGGUUCCCAAUACCCAGCGCCUAUUUGGAGGUCAAAUAGUUGGCCAGGCUCUUGUGGCAGCAGCAAAAUCAGUCGGCGACAGUCUCUUCGCACAUUCUCUUCAUUGCUACUUUGUACGAGCAGGGGACCCCAAAGUGCCAGUGCUGUACCAAGUGGAGCGCAUAAGAGAUGGUCGCAGUUUCUCAGUCCGCUCUGUCAAAGCAAUUCAGCAUGGAAAGCCCAUCUUCAUCUGCCAGGCCUCUUUUCACCUUUUACAGUCCAGUCCUCUUGAGCAUCAGUUCACCAUGCCUGUAGUGCCUCCACCAGAAGACCUCCCAUCUGUAGAGGAGCUAAUCCAAUUUUAUUUGAACAAACCGGAUCUGACAGAAAACCUGAGACGGGGUCUUAACAAACUGCUAGCAAGUGAGGUCCCCAUUGAAAUAAAGCCAAUCAGUCCAUCAACAUUCAACAGAGCUACUAUAACUGAACCAAAGCUGAUAUUUUGGGUGAGAGCUCGGGGAUUUAUAGGUGAAGGAAACAUGAAACUGCAUUGCUGUGUUGCUGCAUAUGUAUCAGACUAUGCUUUUCUGAGCACUGCCCUCCUGCCAUAUCCUAAGCACAGGGUCUUGUUCUCUGCCUCCUUGGACCAUGCCAUGUGGUUUCACAGCACUUUCCGCAGUGAUGAGUGGAUGCUGUAUGAGUGUGAAAGCCCAUGGGCAGGAGGCAGCCGUGGGCUGGUCCAUGGCAGAAUGUGGAGGAGAGAUGGGGUUCUGGCAGCCUCAUGUUCACAAGAAGGUGUUCUCAGAGUGAAACCAGGAAAUCUGAGCAGCAAACUGUAACUGUGUGUAAAUGUUACUUUUAGUAAAUUAAUUCUAUUGAUUGUGAUUUUAUUUUUAAAACAUAUUUAUUUAUGCGCUAACAUGUUUUAUACUAAUCUAUAAAAUAAAUAAAUAAAACAUGUUUGUUUGCUGAAUUUA
Molecule: messenger RNA, 1126 nt
Organism: Boleophthalmus pectinirostris (great blue-spotted mudskipper)
Lineage: Eukaryota; Metazoa; Chordata; Actinopteri; Gobiiformes; Gobiidae
Gene: acot8
Product: acyl-CoA thioesterase 8
Exons: 6
Coding region: 11-988 (325 amino acids)
Biological process (GO): acyl-CoA metabolic process; fatty acid catabolic process
Cellular component (GO): peroxisomal matrix
Molecular function (GO): fatty acyl-CoA hydrolase activity
Source: RefSeq, a predicted model, not a curated record